Molecule: messenger RNA, 387 nt
Organism: Angiostrongylus costaricensis
Lineage: Eukaryota; Metazoa; Nematoda; Chromadorea; Rhabditida; Metastrongylidae
Source: the annotation of a GenBank genome assembly
AUGUGUUGCGAUUGUGAGCAGGCGUCAGUGGUAGUGGUAUCCCGUCAGCGGCUGUCACACGUGUUCAUCAGCACUGGCAGUGUAGCCCUUCAUCUUCCAUUGCCCUCUAUCGGAUCCUCUCUAACCGUUCCAAACAUUCUAUUCCUUUUAGAGACUUUCUUUAAAACAUUUUAUUUAAAGGAGAUUUUCUGCAGUAUCAAAUAUGUUGUUUUCAGAAUGUUCACGAGACUUCAGUUGUGCCUCAUCAUUGUCCUGGCUAUUAUUUCGCUGACAACGGCCGGUUUUUCAUGUUUCUUUGGUGAUUUUCUUUGCAAGCAGGUUGUAUGCAAGGGCUGCAGUUUCUCCGCCUGCAUCAACAGCGAAUGCACGUGCAAGUUUUGCAGCUAA